AACUUCUAAUUUAUACACAAAUGUAUUAAUGAUCUUAUGGUGACAAACUGAGCCUGUGGAGAUUAAAAUGGUUCAUUGUCAGCCUCAACUGUGGCGGCUCCUACUGCUGAUGUGCCUUGGAGGACUCCUUCAGACUGAUGUUUGUGGAGGUCAGCAUUCAGUACAGAUCCAGGAAGGUCCACUGUACCGUGUGAAAGGAUUUCCAAUGUCCAUCUCAUGCAAUGUCAGUGGCCUUAAGGAUUCAAGGGAACAAGAAUUUGAGUUUUUAGUCACUAAACCACAGAAAUCAAAUCAAAUCCAAAUUAUUAGCACUAAGGACCCAGGUUAUCCUUAUGCAGUGUACUCUAAAAGAGUGCUUGAGAAUGACAUUCUGAUUGAAAGGCUGUCAUGGACAUCAGUUCGCUUCCACAUUAAGUCUGUAAAAGAGGAUGAUUCUGGAAAAUAUGACUGUCACACUCCAAAUACAUAUAGCACUUAUUUUGGAACCUACAAUGCAGAAACAACAAUGAAUGUGAUUGAGGAUACUCUGAUGGCUUCCUACUCUGGGCCUGCAUCCUAUAGCAUCUCUGAAGGUGAAUCUCUUCAACUAGAAUGCCAAGUUUCCAGUCAGACCUUCCAACAUACUCAUCUUUCUGUCACAUGGUAUCUACGUGGUACCACUGACACUCGGCCCAUCAUCAGUUUGGACCGAGAUUUAGUUGUGAGGCCUGGAACGGAAUUUUUAGACAGAUACAGCUUAGGGCUCAUAGCUAUAGAGAAGAUAGAAGACACCACCUACAGACUUAAGAUAAGUCAGGUACAGCAGUCUGACCGUGGUGAGAUCUACUGCCAGGCUGAGGAGUGGAUCCAAGACCCAGAUCGCUCUUGGUUUAGGAUUUGCCACAGGAACACCACAAGCUCCAACAUAGAAGUCAAAGCUCUAGACACAGUUGAUGAAGUAGGAACUUUUGUUCCUCAAAUCCGUGUUCUGAAUCCGGCCCUUGAGGAAGGAGGAGUGAUGAAGAUCCAGUGCAGCAUAGAAGCUCAGAAUCUUCCAGGGCGUUUCUUUUCCAUGACUUGGCUAAAAAACAACAUAGAAGUGUCUCAAAUUGGUCCCACUGGUGUGGUGUCUGUAGGUAACACAUACAUGAGAAGAGAGAAUGAUGGUGAACUAAGAACUGUAAAGAAGGGGGAUAGAAUCUUCAUCCUCACUAUCCAACCAGUCAGGGCUGAAGAUCAGGGCAUGUAUCAAUGUAAAGCUGCACAAGAGGAGAAGACAGACACUGGGUCCUUCAUCAGAGGACAAAGCCAGCUAUCACAUGAAGAAACUGUGCACAUCAAAGCUAAAGGUCAUGUAAUUGUAACCAGUUGGGUAUUGUUUGCUAUUUUUAUUGGCUUAAGAGCUUUGGAGUUUUUUUUCUGUUUGUAAUGCUGUUGUAUGUC
Messenger RNA from Clarias gariepinus (North African catfish), 1422 nucleotides. Its product is annotated as immunoglobulin superfamily member 3-like. The transcript is spliced from 4 exons. Bases 68 to 1408 code for a protein of 446 amino acids. The record is from RefSeq and is a predicted model, not a curated record. Lineage: Eukaryota; Metazoa; Chordata; Actinopteri; Siluriformes; Clariidae.